UCGUAGCGAGCGGAUGCAUUUUGUCGGUUUUUCCUCCGGUGCGUGUGAUUCCUACAGACAUAUACAGCGUUGUCCUUAGCCUAAGGACCUGGUGGUCGAGUGAUAGGAGGUGGGCGUGAGAGAGCUUCCACAGUGCGCGUGGAUGCCGCUGCUGAAGAUUUUUUUUAAAAAGAAUUUACGGACGGUUUUCGCGAAGGACAAGGACGAACGGAAAGCGGAGAUAGUUUUCCGGUCGCAUCACAUCGCGGUACGUCGGUUGGUGUCGUGUCCAUAGUACGCUUGACGACGCUUGUGAUGAGAGGGCGUCCAAGAGAGUGAUUUUAUGCGUUGUUCCUUGAAUGUAGUUUUCGUUGAGGAGUCGAAGAAAGCAAAAAGCUAAUUAGAGACGAGUUGUGACUGCGAUGGGUGGGAAAAUGUGUCCUGUUGGAAUAGUGUAGGGCACAAUAUUGUGGCGGUACCUUAAUCCACGGAAAUUGUUUAUCGCUGCAAGGCGGCAUCCUCGAGGAGAGAUUUCUAUCCCCUCUCGUAUAGGACGAAGAGCUGCAGUGAGUGAGCGUGAGCAAGGAAAAGAAGAGUGGAACUUGGUGGUGGCGUUUUCGAUUUGAGUGGGUGGCUGGCGAUUGUUUGAAGCUGCGUAGUGUUUGUUUUGAAGCGCAAGUACGGAAAGGACGAAAAAAGUUCGCUAACUUUUUUCCCUCAUUUCGUGGAAUGGUGAUUUUCAGCAUGAGGCGAUUUAUUAUCGAAAAAUAAGAAAAACGGGAAAAUAGGUCCAAUCCCAAAUGGAUUACACGGGUUUAGUUGAAAAAGAUUUACAGUGAAGAAUAAGUCAGUGGAAUUAGCGCCCCAUCUUACUCUGCAUAAAUCGGAAAGUGCUUGAAGAAAUCAUCCAAUAUUCACUGACCGGAAAAUAAAAGUUUCAGAGCUUGAUCCAUCUGCAAAGGUUCGCACAGGCAAACCGAACUGUGUAUAGCAUCGUGGAGUUUUGUGACGAAGUGACCUUCAACUUAUUGAUUUUUUUGCUGCAUCAGCGUGUUUAUACCGGAAGCAAAGCAGGAAUUUGAAAAAGUGCAUCACGUGGAAGUGGAUUUCACGAUUCAUACAUUUCGAACGGUACCCUGUUUAACCUAUUAUUGUUCCAGUCGUGAAAAUAUUGACGAAGAUUACUCAGUAAGUGAUUCAAUUUUGAAGCCGGUCAGAUUUGAUAGGCACCUUUUUUAUCGAUCGCCUGCUGACCAUAUGUGAAGAACCAGAAAAUUAUUUCCACGCCAAGUGAAAGACGGAUAGGACAUCAAAAAGGAUUGAAAUAUUUGAUUACAAUUUGAACGCGAGUGUAAUAAAAAAAUUGAAAAAUUUUAGUCGUGGAAAAAGAUAUACAGUUUGCAGUGGAAAUUCCGAAUUUGUUUAUGCACAUCAACGGCUAAUACACCUGCAUUCGCUCUCGACCCUUAAAAUUGAACCGCUUUGCUAUUUGGAUUUAUUGCUGUUUGGACGUGAAUCUUGUAAGCCGGUUCGUGCAUUCGUGGAAAAGGUAAAACACCGGUGGUUAUUUUGGUGAAUUUGCAUCGCAACUGAUUGCUCGCGCAAAUAGCCCCAGCAAAUCUUAGUGUGCACCUAAAUAAAGUCGUUCGUUGAGGAUGCAGGACCGGGCGCCUAAUGAAGACUGAUGAAAACAUAUUACGUAGCUUCGGAAUGUAGCCAAUGAUGAGAUUGGAUUCCGAAUCUUGCGUUUAUUUACAGGGUCAGCAAUUUGUGGAGUUAUGAAGCUGUUCUGCGCUGAUUGACGUCUAAUUCGCCGAGCUUUAGACCCUUGUGUAUUGCCAAACUCAGAAGCAAUCAGAUUAUCUGACCAACCCCCUGGUCCCACCAACCAGCUCGAUUCAUCAUGAACUCAUCAUAUCAGCGAUGCCGAAAAGACUUGAUACCAAAUACGUAGCCACGAGAUGGCGCCACUAGCCGUCUGCAUAAUCUAGCUCUAGCUUACAACUUACCGUACAAGGAUUACUCAUCGUAGGAUUCCCUCACCCCAAAAACAAACACCACACCACCCGCCCGUAGGCACUAUUUUAGCAUUUUGUAAAGCUUUAAUUAACCCAACCCUUUCGAAACUCACUCAUAAAAAAAUAAGCAAACAUAAUGUCAAUCACGGGUUCCCUGGUCGGUUACGAGAACAACAAUGAAGUCUCGAAAAAGAACCGCUCGCUGCUCAACAUCACCGCCACGUCCAACGCGUCCUCGAAGCAAUGCCAAAGUCUGAACUCGAGCAUAGCCAACAGUGUGACCAGCGCCGGCAAUCCCUACCGGCAUCAGAUGGAUGGCGGCGGAGCUAAAAAACCUCGCCGUCUGCACCUCAACACGCUCUGGUCGGUUUGGUACGGGCUGCUGAUAACGCUCCUGCAGGGCUAUCUGGUGCUCCAGGGGACGCAUCGCUAUCUGGGCCUGUCGGCGCUCGCGUGGAAGUACGAGAAACCCAGCACCGAGUUGGACAUUCAGAUCGUCUUCUGCGGACUGGUGGUGCUCUUUAUGCCACUACUGCUGGCGGCGGCUUUGUUUCGCGUGGGCAAUCUGGCUAAUGACGGAAUCAAGCUGGCAUCCGGUACCAGACUGUGCUCGUCGGUGCCCACCGAUGGACUGGAGGAGGAAGCCUUCGAAGGGACGUUACGGGCGCUCUGGAUACACGGUGGACCAACCUCUGCAUUCAUACAUAUCAUCACGGCCAUAUGCUUAUUGCUGCCACGACUGCUCCUGGAGGCCAAAGUUAUCGAGAAUGGGCUUCUUCCCAAAGACGACAUCUGGCGCACUGACCUGGACUUCAUGGUAACACAUAAUGAUCGAUUGGUAGUUUUAUCUUUUAUGACGGCCUCGUACCCUAACACGACUACCAAACCCAUGAGUAACGGUGGCAGCCACAUGCUCUACCCGAACGGUGACUUUUCCGAACGCAACGAUAUGGUGGAAAAGUUUUCCGCCUAUGACGACGAUGACGAAGGAGAGAUUACCUCGGAAGAAGAUGAUGAUCCGUUCCGUACUCAUGAAUCCCUACAGGAAAUGCCCAACAACGAACGUUCUUCAAUUUCCAUCUCGACCAUGGAAAACUUUAACGUGUUCGAUAAUCCUACGACGAUACACACUCUGCCUCCGGUACGAAAUCUGUUGACGACCACCACAGCACCCAUUACUACUACCACAGUUAUCUACACAACUAUUCCUCCACCUGCUACAACGCGCCCCACAGCUGCAAGGAAGCACGAUCGAAACAAAAGUCAUAGUCACAAUCGUAAACACUCUAAUAAAUCUCAUGGCGGCAAAAAAGAUAAAACACAUCAUCAGAACCAUCACCACCUGGACGAUGUGGACACCAGGCUCGAACUGCAACCUCAAAAAGAGUUCGACUUUGACGAGUUUGACGUGCACGAAAUCGAUACCAUAUUCGAGGUCAAUCACAGCCGAAAAGCUCAACCAAACGGCAAAAAGAAUACUCCGGUCACGACAAUGGCUACAACCAGUGGAACAACUACGUCCACCGUUGCAACUAAACCGUCCCCGAGAAGCAGCACAAAGAAGACUCCCACCAAGGACAGCAACACACAUAUCAUUAAACCGGUAAAACUUCCGGAAAACAUCGUCCCCUCCACGCCGGUGACGACCAACUCGAAAAUCAUCGAGAUCAAACCUAGCACUACGGGGGCGACCUCCCGGAGUACUCCGAAAAAGAUCAAACGAUUCACAUCGGAUAACUACAGCAGCGAAAGCUUAGAAAGCUUGGAAAGCAUCCCAAGUGUGGACGAGGACGAGUUCAUAAUCAAGGACGAGAACGGAAUGGCGAUUAGGCCGGCCUUUCUGAUAGGUGCCAUUCCGGGAAAUGUGUCUACGAAACCAAUUGAGCUGACCGGAUUUGCUGGAUUACUGCAGGUAUUCUUUGGAGUAGAUCAGCAAUUCAACGCAAAACGUUGGACGUCUACCCCAAGCUUAGAGUUCGUAAAUCUAGCAAUCGCCCUAAUGGCUUGGGCCGUUCGUUACCCAUCUGUGUUCUGGCACACAUCGAAGACGUUUGCAUUUGUGUUCAGCUUGCAGAUGAUCGCUAACGGAAUUGACAUUUUGUUAAGCUUCGCUGGGGCUAGCGUCCUGUAUAAGCUUCAAGCACUCGGCCAAUCCCUACCCAUGCAAGCGCCACCGUUGAUCCUCAAUGGAACGGUAACGAUCGCGCUUACGAUCUUGGCAGUAAUAUUGACGAUCGCCUCGUCGAUGGUGCUGUACCUGUACGGACACGGAAAGAUGGCCGUGAAGAUACGCGAUCGACGGCUGAUUACGGCAAAGCAAAGCACCGAUGUUUGGGCUUACUUUGCGCACUGCUCGUCGCUAUGCUUCGUCCUAGCGCUGGCGGUGGUGAAAGCACCAUUACUGCACGAUCUGAGUGCGGCGUAUCGGGGAAGCCUCGAUGGUGCCGUUUUGGCUGCGGCACUGGGAUCUGUAGUGCAUCUGUUUCUAUGGAUAGUCCUUUGGCUAGGGCUAACGGCUAAACGACGCUGGAAUUUUAAGCUUCCACCUCUGGAGGUAUCGAUCGCGCGGAACGGUGUAUCACAACCGUUACUACGAGGAGGAACCGGUGGGUCGCUGCUACGGACAUCUAGUGGCAAGGGGUCCUCCGUCGAUGGAACCGGAGCAACUAGCAGCGAAGAAGAAACCGUGUACUGGCCAAAGAUUGCACCAAACUCACCGAAGUUGAAAGUAACCUUCAAUGAAGUAACCAGUACGUCUCCUGAUCACGUCAUUGGUGACCAUGACGGCAAGCGCCAUCCGUCCAGCGGAACCACGAUACGUAUGUCCAGUAUUACGGGGGAAACUGAUGACGGCGACUACGCCACACUAAGAGGACCCACCGGUGAUUUGCUGCAUUUGAGUGAGUUUGCAGAUCAUCCACCACCUCCUGACGAUCUCCUUGCUCCCACCAAUACGGUAAACGAUCAUGCAGACGACACUUCGGAGGAGGGCAAACUACUCGCUUGCGUCCGUGACGACAGUGUUACGUAUGCAUCGACCCGAGACUUAGAACCUCCUAUCAACCGCACAAUGUCUCGCGAGACGUUCAUGCGAUCACCGGAACAAUUAAGCAGCCCUCUAGCGCCAGUCACCGUCACCGUACAUAAUAAUGAAAAUGUUGCUCCUGGUUUAACACCGCGCUGUUUGCGUCGUGCUGACUCCGGUAUGCCGAACGAAGCCCUAACUCCUCGAUCGGACACCACAUCGACCGAAAGUUCUACAUCGCCUCCGGACUGUAGAGAUGCUCCAUCAGAGACUUCUAGUGGGGUUCACUCCGGCGAAGAACGCGACGAAGUAGUCAUUCGACCCCGAUCCGGCCCUUACAAAUCAAUCAUAAAACCACCUCCUCCAGCAAUCCAGGAAGAACCGUUCGGACGAUCGACGAACAUGAAAAUGUCCAGCUUCAACAAGGACGGAUCGAGUGCUACUCUACCUCUCACGCGAGGCUCUGUAGACAUGCAUCGAGAGUAUCCCCAGUGCAGCACUAUGCCUCUCCCUGCGGGCUACCAUCAGCAGCCACACCACUAUCACUCACAGUCUUCGUUUACUUCACCGAGCUCUUCCUCUCGACAACAACUGCAGCACACGACGCUGCCUAACGGCGUCCGCUAUCAGUCAAAUCAGUUCCUCAAACGGAUGCCAUAUAUCAAAACGGCCGAAUCUCCCUACGGGCAUCUGGGCUUGGGUAGUGGCCACCACACCUUCUCCAAACUUCUCCACGAUCCUUUAGGUAUGCCCAAUAGUUCACCUCCUACCCAUUCGCAGUCCAGUCAUAGCACCUUUGGAACGGUGGUAGCUACCAUACCCGAGGACCGAGACUCGGCCAACUAUUCAAUGAUCUCCGAUCAGGACCGGGAAAUGUACAUAAACGCCGGACAGAUGCAGAUGCAAAACUAGAUAUGCUCGCGAUGUCGGUAGAUAAGUAUUUUAAGCCAUUCAUUGUAAUUAUGAACAACCACCACACAUGCAUCGUCUAAGCAAGUAAGUGUAGAAAAAAUACCAUUCAAUGCGCCUUCUUUCAAAUAAGUUUUUAUGAGGAUGAGGGUCUAGUUUUUUUCAUAGGGUUGAAAUGAAAAGUCGCACAACUAAUUUAGGAAGACUAAUCAGUCGGUUUUAGUUCAAUUCUUAGGUUUGUACAUUUGAAUUCAUACAUUUGUCAGUGAUGAUCUCGGCUGUAAAUAUUUGAAGUUUGCGAGAUGUCUGAAAUAUUGUGUAAGUAACGAAAUUCAACUCGAAUCGCAGUGUUUAAUGCUCAGGCGGUGGAACAAACUAUGUAACAAACAAACGUAAAUACACGAAUUAUGCCAUACUAUACAUUACGCAGUUAAAAAUGGAAAGUGUGAAAAUAUCGGCAAUACAGCUUUAACUAGGCUUUCACAUACACAGGUACAACAUAGGACAUUUUUCACAGGAUGAAAGACCAAUUUAGGAAUGGUGUCGUUAGCUUGAAGGACCGAUUAGAUUUGAUAUACCUUCCAAUGAUUAUUUGGUGUCCAUUUUAUGGCUUCGUCGUUAUAAAAAUUAAUAUGGUAACGGAGGUUUACCCAAAAUAAAAAUAAUAUUCUUGAAGUUGGGGAGGUCCCGUAGCGUAGUUGGCUACACGUUCGCCUUAUAAGCAAAUGGUCAUGGGUUCGAUUCCCAGCCCCUCCACCAAACCCUCGUAAGUCGCCGGAUGCGCAGCCCAUGCGGUAGCGUAUUGGGAGACGCGCUUUAUCGUCAUGGCUGCCUGAUGACGACUGACAACUUGUUCUUCUCGGAGGCAUUCCUCCAACGUACCCGGAUAAAAUGGCAACCGAACAAUGCAACGAUCAUUGAAUGCACGACAUGGACAAACGAACACAAUGGACUCACGAUGAGAUGGACUGGCAACGACAACUUUAAUGGUAAUGGAAAUCUAAAAAUAGAUUCUGUGUGGGUUCUGCACAGCAGAAUACCACAGUAGAUCUCGGCACAGUAGCGGUUAAGUAACAGAGAGUGCCUGAACAAAUAAAUAAAGGAAUAAUAAUAAUUCUUGAAGUUGACCUGCAAGCAAACAUGUCCGCAGUGGCACAAAUAUGAGUUUUCGUAAAAUUCUGCCAUAUACUUGGUCGGGGUUCAGCCAAACCGCACCAAGCUUUUUGAUUGGCUUGUGAUAUUUAGUUUGCAAAAGAAAAACGGAAAGUAUUCUAUAUCAAAUCAUGCGUACAUUUGUUGUAUACGAUAUCCUCAGUUAUGGCUUUGAUCGAUGUCCAAUGCGAUUUGUGAUUAAUUGAAUCUGUUACACGAAAAUUUUAGGGAAAAAAUGGAAAUUUUCAUUGGCGCUUGGUGUGAUUUGGCAGAACCCCGACCACUUAUCAAACAUCUCUAUGGAAAGCGAUUUAUCCUCCCAACCAUCGCAUUUCAAAUUAGGGAUUAUGAACAUCUUUUUUUGUCAUUUCUGGAUGCCAGAUCUAAGGGUACCGUCGCCGGGGUGACAAUGGGUCAAAUGGGGGUGAGAAUAGGUCACUGUUUCAACCACUUAGAAU
This is a messenger RNA of Armigeres subalbatus, 7541 nucleotides long. It is a transcript of the gene tinc, whose product is annotated as protein tincar. The record is from RefSeq and is a predicted model, not a curated record. The coding region runs from base 2134 to 5934 and encodes 1266 amino acids. Lineage: Eukaryota; Metazoa; Arthropoda; Insecta; Diptera; Culicidae. The transcript is spliced from 11 exons.